ACGGCCUAAAGUGGGCCGUGCCAUCAGCCCAGUCUGGUGGAGGAAUCACAUCCAACGGAGCUGCAAGACGCUUGGCCUAGGGAACAGGCUCAAUUACACCAAGUCUAUGAUGAAACACAUUAUAGUGGAUGACAAGAAUAAGGUAGAGUGAUGCUGUUCGUUCUUGGUCCAAUAACUGCAAAGUGUUGUGUCUAGCGGGGGAGAGGACUCUGAAAUAAUGUUUCUAAGAUGUUGGACAAGGCGCCUGGAACGAAGCUAAAAUAUUGUUUUACAAACUUUCAGCCCAUUUCAAAAUCAAUAAAUUUAUUCAGAAAUAAUGUAUCAAUCCCCUAUGAAGUUGAGAGGUUAAAGUUCGCUGUAUGAAAUUGACUUCAUGGGUUUAAAGAUGAGCAUAAAAUUGAAACAAUUUUCACUCAUAAACAUUGAGUAAUAAAAAUAAUAACGUAUGAGUAGGUCAUGGAUGCAGUAGUGAAUGUUAUUUGUUAUUGACGGCUAUGACCGGCUAUUGUGAAGGUCAGUUGUUGUUGACGGCCAUGACUGGGCUAUUGUGAUAUUGUGAAGGUCAGUUGUUGUUGACGGCCAUGACCGGGCUAUUCUGAAGGUCAGUUGUUGUUGACGGCCAUGACCGGGCUAUUGUGAAGGUCAGUUGGCAUUGACGGCCAUUACCGGGCUAUUGUGAUAUUGUGAAGGUCAGUUGGUAUUGACGGUCAUUACCGGGCUAUUGUGAUAUUGUGAUAUUGUGAUAUUGUAAUGGUUAGUUGUUAUUGACGACCAUUGCCGGGCUAUUGUGAUAUUGUCCAGGUCGGUUGUUAUUGAUGGCCGUGACCGGGCGAUGUUGUGUUUUUUCAAACGUGGCGUCAUGGCAUGACCCCGAGCAACGCGGGCCUUAGGAAAACUUUCGCCCUGUGCGAAGCACCCGUUCAGCGCCCCCUUCGGUAUUAUAAAUUAAUUUCCACGCCCUUUCGGUUGCCCCCCCCCCCCAAAUCUCAAACCCCAGUGUUAGUAUCCAAAUUAAGAAUGUAAUUUUCAUUCUAUGAAACUCAUUCUAUGAAACUCAUUUUAUGAAACUCAUUCUAUGAAACUCAAUGUUUGGACGAAAAGUUAGAACAGCGUUUCUCGACCCCGGACCCGAGGUUCACACUUCACUGUAAUAAACUAAGGGCAUUUAAACAUUUACUGGGCGCCCCUGGCGCCCCUAUGGCCACGGCGCCCUGUGCGAGGGCACAGGUCGCACACCCUAAAGGCCGGCAUUGCCCUCAGGUCAGAUGUGUGCCCAAUUUUUGUAGGCUGUCUGUGGUUGACAGGUGUUGUCAUUGUUUGAUCUCCCAACAAGCCAAAGUGACACAGGAAUGAGUGGAUCAAAACUCAAUGAUGAUGAAUUCUUUUUGGGCGUUUCAAAACAUACCUAUAUAUAUUUUUUUUAAAUUAUCAAAUAAAAAUAUUUGUUGCGCGUAGUUCGAGAAUCCGAGACUUGUAUAAAUGAUAUAAAGUUUGAUUACGUAUUUUGCUCUCUCUUUUUAAUUAGAUGCAGUGUUUCUAUCCGGCAUGGUCUCAUAAAAUUAAACGACAUGUUAUAACAUUGAGUUUCUCAAAAAUAAUAAUAAUAAUCUGCAUAUAUUACAUUCAGAGUUUAAUGCUGUUUAUUUCAAGUCUUGUUACAUUCAUAGUUUAAUGCUGUUUAUUUUAAGUCUUGUUACAUUCAGAGUUUAAUGCUGUUUAUUUCAACUCUUGUUACAUACAAUGUUAAAUACUCUUUCUUUCAGCUCUUGUACUGCGCCAUUCCCAAAGUCGCAUCUACAACAUGGCGUCGCAUCUUCCUCAUCCUAUCGGGAAGAACAGACGUGAACAACCCUUUGUCUUUCAAAGCCGACGACGUCCACCACAAGUACAGAGAACACGUCAUAUAUCUCAGCACGUUUUCCAAAGAGGAGAUCCAAAUACGUCUCAAGGAUUACUACAAGUUCGUCUUCGUCAGAGAACCCUUCGAGCGCCUGCUGUCUGCCUUCAGAAAUAAGUUCGUCACUCAGACCAACGCUUCCAAAUAUUUCAAGGCGAACUUCGGUAAGCAAAUCAUCGACACUUACCGCGUGACUCCGCCGGCAAAUCACGAAGGCGAUGGGGUGACAUUCACCGAGUUUGUGGAAUACAUCGUUGACCCCACGAAGGAGAUUCCCAUGAACGAACACUGGGAGAAGUACGAGACUUUGUGUAACCCUUGCCUCGUCAACUAUGAUUUCAUCGGCAAGUUGGAGUCGAUAGAGACAGACGGUCAGUACGUCUUGGAUAAGCUCGCCCUGGGGUAUAAACUGUCCAUUCCCAGGAGGUCGGACCUUAAGUACGCCACGAACCAGACGCAGACCUUCAUGAAGGAGUAUUACGGUCAGCUGCCGCGAAGGCUGCUGGUGAAGCUGUUCAGGAUGUACCAUGGGGAUUUUGUGUUGUUUAACUACACAGUGCCAAGAGAUAUAUUGGACAUGAUGGGGAUAAGAUAG
This is a messenger RNA of Lymnaea stagnalis (great pond snail), 2492 nucleotides long. NCBI's taxonomy places the organism in Eukaryota, Metazoa, Mollusca, Gastropoda, Lymnaeidae. The record is from the annotation of a GenBank genome assembly.